AUGGCCCCGCCCUGGCUGAGCCGCUUCGCACUCAUCUCCAGCGUCGUCGCCGCGUCCGCCAUCGUGCGCCGUAGCGCCGCGCUGCGCUCUCACCUCGCGCGAAUUCUCGGUGUGACGCGGUGGCACGUGCCACGCGUCGAUGGUGUGAUCGAGGCGGACGUGGCAAUCGCCGGCGCGGGCUUGGGCGGGUUGGCGCUUAGCGCUGCGCUCCGCCGGCGAGGGUUUCGGGUCGUCGUUCUGGAGCGCGCUGCCGCGGCGCGCUACACCAGUCAGGGCACGAUUGCGCUCUGGCCCAACGGGCUGGCGGCAUUGGAGGCGGCUGGCGGGGCUCGGCUGCCAGCCGCGGUCUCCAAGCGGGGAGUGGCCGUCGAAGCAACCGAGAUUCUGAACUGCGGCCUCCACGGCAGCGAGAGCACGCGGCGCAUCGAGGUUGGGUCACACGGCGUCAGCGCCUUUUUUAUACCGUGGGCCAAGGUUCAACAGGAGCUGAUGGCUGCGGCGGAGGAGGGCGAGGCUGUGGGCGGAGCCGUGCGAGGGCCGUGGCUUCUGGAGUCGUGGACCUUGGACGGGAGGGGCGUGCUCGGUGCCCUGAGCAGCGCGCUGCGCCGGUGGCGAUCCCCGCCCUGGCUGAUGUGCUCUCACGAGGCGGCUGGCUUUGCGGAGGACGCGGAGGCUGUGGAGGGCAGCCCCGGCGGCGGCGUCGACCUCGAGCGGAUCAACGACUACAGCACGACCAACUGGAACGCGAUCCUGCGCCACGCCGCCAUCCCCGGCCCACCGGUGGUGCCCCGAGGCGAGUCGCGCAUCCUCAACCUCGCCUCGCCAAAGCUCUCCUGCUACCUCGUCGACUGCGGCGAGGGGGAGCUGUUCUGGCAGAUCCGGCAGGCGGACGCGGCGUGGGGGCACGCGCAGCGCGGCGCAGGGCUCGGGCGGCCGGGCAUCAAGGCGAGGCUCCUCUCUCUCUUCGACGAGGCGGAGACCGCUGCCGGCGUCGGCGCGAGAGACAUUCUGCGGGUGAUUCGCGCGACGGCGGAGGAGGGGAUCUUCGAGAGGCGCAUCUUCGACACGCAGCCGCUGCCGGCCUGGUCCUCCGCAGCCGGGCGCGUGACGCUGCUCGGCGACGCGGCGCACGCUCUCCACCCCACCCCCGGCCAAGGCGCCAACCAGGCCUUCGAGGAUGCCGCGGCCCUCGCAGAGGCGCUCUGCGACGCAGCCGACCGCACGGGCGGCGGACGGCGGCUCCGGGCCGAGGACGUGCCGGCGGCCGUCGCCACGUACGAGGAGCGCCGCCGCCGCAGGGCAACCGCAGUGCAGGCGUGGGCGGCAGGCGGCGGCCGCCGGCAGCGAGACGGCACCUGGCAGCGCACAAAGCCAGGGCCGGAGGCGGAGGCGUUCCGGCAGUGGGUGCUGAAGUACCCGGCGCCGGGCGAGGAGGCGAGCGUACCUCCUGUUCCCAACGACAUUUCGAAGUGAAGCAUGCAUGUCGACCACGUUUGAGAGCAUGUCACCCAUGUGCGAGCUGCACGAGCCACGACGGCUGUGAGGGUGUCCGGCGUCCGCCCGCACGCGAGGCGCAUAUUUGUUUAUUGAUAUUGUAUAAUCUAAGUGUCGCAAGUGCAAUUCA
Molecule: messenger RNA, 1624 nt
Organism: Emiliania huxleyi CCMP1516
Lineage: Eukaryota; Haptophyta; Isochrysidales; Noelaerhabdaceae
Exons: 4
Coding region: 1-1473 (490 amino acids)
Molecular function (GO): FAD binding
Source: RefSeq, a predicted model, not a curated record